AUGUCGAGAUAUGAAGCAGAGGAUGGCGGCCGUCGCUCGCGACGCGACCGCGACCACUCCCCCGAGUAUCAUUCUGGCGGCGGCGGCGGCGCAAGACCAUUUGAUCAGAACAAUCAGCCCCCGCCUCCUCCCCCUCAACAGCAGCCACAACAGCAACCUCGCGGCCUGAAUGAAGACUACUAUCGCGAAAGCGCCGCCACGCUCGGCGUCCCGGCUCCAAACAACCCCCGGCCACGGUCCGUGCCUCCCCCGUCCUCGGCGGUCGUACGCCGGCCCCGCUCCCCGUCUCGGUCGUCUCGCAACUCGCGUUCCUCGUCCCGAUCCUAUCGCGGCCGCGGCUUCGAUGAUGACGAUCGCAGUCGGUCGCGCGGCGGAUCUCGUGGUCCCGAUCCCAUGAGCCGCGCUCGGGGCAUUGUGCACGACAACUUUUCCCACUCGGCCGCAGGUAUCGGUGCAGGCAUUCUCGGGGCCGUGGUCGGGGGAAUCGUGGCCAACAAGGCGUCCGAGGCGGCCUUCAAGCACAGGCACAAGACGAGCGGCCGAGGGCGCCGCCAUAGCGAUGAAGCAGCUCCACGCAUGGUGUCCACAAUCCUCGGUGCCGUGGCUGGAGGACUUGGUGCGAAUGCCAUCGCGAACAGGGUCGAGGACUCGCGGGACAAGGGGCGACACCGCCAGCUUGCGUGGGAGAGUCGCUACGGGCCUGAGGAGGACUUGCCGCAUUACGACUCGGGGAGAUCGAGAGACCUCGAUCACCGAAACGGGCGCGGUCGGCUGUAUCGAGACGAUGAUGACGACUACGAUUACGUGUAUGACGACGAUAGAAGAUCCAGCCGGAGUCGCGAAGGCAGACGCCGUAGGGACGAGGAGGCCGGCUUCCGAUACCGAUUCUAA
Messenger RNA from Purpureocillium lilacinum, 891 nucleotides. RefSeq lists its product as uncharacterized. Lineage: Eukaryota; Fungi; Ascomycota; Sordariomycetes; Hypocreales; Ophiocordycipitaceae. The record is from RefSeq and is a predicted model, not a curated record.